AUGGGCCCCUGUACCGCCUCCUCAUGCUGCUGCCAGGCCCGUAAUCUGCCAUGGGCCCCCGUACCGCCUCCUCAUGCUGCUGCCAGGCCCGUAAUCUGCCAUGGGCCCCCGUACCGCCUCCUCAUGCUGCUGCCAGGUCCAGAGUGUGUCAUGGGUCCCUGUACGGCCUCCCAUUGCUGCUGUCUCCAUCGCCACACUCUGCCAUGUGCCACUUUCAGGUCUCCUCACACUGCUGGUGGGUUCCAUUUUUGUCAUAGGGUGCUGUAUGGCCUCCCAUUGCUGCUGCCUCCACCGCCACACUGUGGCUCCACACUCUGGUUUUGGCCCCGUGACUGCCCAAAUGAGUGAAGUGUGCGGUGAUUCUAAGAUCGACGGCACUCAUCUGCAUGUCAUACUGACUGACAAUAUUAUUUCUCUUCCCCAGCAGACUCCAAGGGCAUUUAAAUUAAAGGUACAGUGUUCUGCACUAAUAUAA
This is a messenger RNA of Staurois parvus, 475 nucleotides long. The record is from the annotation of a GenBank genome assembly. NCBI's taxonomy places the organism in Eukaryota, Metazoa, Chordata, Amphibia, Anura, Ranidae.